Neurospora tetraspora is the source of this 3654-nucleotide messenger RNA. Its product is annotated as vacuolar protein-sorting protein bro-1. The transcript has 4 exons. Lineage: Eukaryota; Fungi; Ascomycota; Sordariomycetes; Sordariales; Sordariaceae. The coding region runs from base 296 to 3352 and encodes 1018 amino acids. Gene Ontology annotation, biological process: protein transport to vacuole involved in ubiquitin-dependent protein catabolic process via the multivesicular body sorting pathway. Gene Ontology annotation, cellular component: endosome. Gene Ontology annotation, molecular function: protein binding. The record is from RefSeq and is a predicted model, not a curated record.
ACAAGUGCGAGCUGGGCUGUUACCCACAGCUUACACAAACACGCAACUCUUCCUCUCACAACUCGUGUCGACCAAUUCCGCCUUUCCCCCAGUCUUCCACAUAGCAUCGACAAAAGUAGGCUUUGGAAAGUAGCAUUCGACACGAGGACGAUAACACGACGACCACAAGACAUUGGAUUCCAAGUCGCAGCAGGACCGGGACUUCCGUCUUGUCUUGUCCCCGCAUUCCGAAUCCCAUCGAAUCGUUUUACCGAGACGCCCAAUCGCAAUCCCCAGCCGCCCAUAAUCGCCCAACAUGGUGCAGGCGUCCAUGAUCUCGGUGCCUCUCAAGGCCACCAACGAGAUCGACUGGGUUGCUCCCCUCAAGAACUACAUCCAGAACACCUACGGCGAUGACCCGGAGCGCUAUGCCGAAGAAUGCGCGACCCUCAACAGGUUGCGCCAGGAUAUGCGAGGCGCCGGGAAGGACAGCACGUCCGGAAGGGACCUGCUCUAUCGCUACUACGGCCAGCUCGAGCUUUUGGAUUUGAGAUUUCCGGUGGACGAGAAGAACAUCAAGAUAUCCUUUACAUGGUUCGACGCUUUCACCCACAAGCCCACAGCGCAACACUCGCUGGCUUUUGAAAAGGCCUCCAUCAUCUUCAACAUUUCCGCCGUUCUAUCCUGCCAUGCGGCACACCAAUUGCGAACCGAGGAGGCCGGACUCAAGACGGCAUACCACUCGUUCCAGGCCUCGGCCGGCAUGUUCACCUACAUCAACGAGAACUUCCUCCACGCGCCCUCUUCGGAUCUGAGCAGGGAAACGGUCAAGACACUGAUCAGUAUCAUGCUGGCCCAGGCGCAAGAGGUCUUCCUUGAGAAGCAGAUUGCUGAUCAGAAGAAGAAUGGUCUGCUCGCCAAGCUUUCUAGCCAGGCGGCCGCUCUCUACGCCCAGGCUGUUGAGGGCGUUCAGGAAAACGUCACCAAAGCCAUUUUCGAGAAAGUUUGGCUGUCUAUGGUCCAGAUCAAGCUUAACUUCAUGAACUCGCUAGCCCAGUACUACCAAGCCCUCGCUGACGAGGACGCAAACUCUUAUGGUGUGGCCAUUGCGCGUCUUGAGAUUGCUCAAAGCCUUGCCAAGGAAGCGAACAAAAUGGCAAACAGUUUCCCCAGCUCAGUGCCCCCGAACUCGAAUUUAACCUCCGAUUGCGGGCACAUUCUAGCAGAUGCUACCAAGAGACACCUCGCAACUGUCAAGGAAAAGUUAGAGGAACUCAACCAGGAAAACGACAUGAUCUACCAUCAGCCCGUACCUGCGGAGGCCAGCGUUACACCGGUCCCAAAGCUGCCGGCUGCGAAACCGAUACCCGUCAGCGAGCUAUACGCCGGCCAGGAUAUUCAACGGAUUACUGGCCCCGAUCUGUUCGCAAAGAUUGUGCCUCUCGCGGUCACCGAAUCUGCUAGCUUGUACGAUGAAGAGAAGGCUAAGCUGGUGAGAGCAGAGACGGAAAGGGUAGAGACCGCAAACAGCGAGAUGGCGGCUAGUCUGGACUAUCUCAGGCUUCCAGGCGCCCUUCAGGUUUUGAAGGGAGGAUUCGACCAGGAUAUCCUUCCAGACGAAGACUUUAGGACAUGGUGCGUGGAUGUCGCGGAUCACGAAAAUCCCCACAAAAUCUUCGAAUAUCUUCAUACCGAGAAGCAGGCCAUUUCCACGAUACUGGAUAAGAGCAGCAGACAGUUGGACAUGGAGGAAAGCGUGUGUGAAAAGAUGCGUUCCAAGUACGACGCGGAAUGGACACAGCAGCCAAGUUCGCGGUUGACUACUACGCUCAGAACCGACAUCAGGAGGUAUAGGGAGGCUUUGGAAGUGGCAGCGAAGAGCGAUGGACAACUCGCGACAAAGCUCAGAGCCAACGAAAACGAGUUGGAUGAGAUGCGCCAGGCUGCGCAGCAUGGAGAGAUCGAUGAGUUGUUCCAGAGGGCAGUCAAGAAGUUGCGAAAGUCGAACCCGAAUAGCCCCGCUACCGUCGAGCCGAAUCUCCUGGAUGCCGAUUUUGAUGACGGUGGCCCGAGUGUGGUUGAACAGAUCCAAAAGGUGGAGGAUAUUCUGAAGAAGCUUAGCUUGGUGAAGAAGGAGCGUCUGCAGGUACUACAGGAUCUGAAGCAAAAGGCACACAGUGAUGAUAUUUCCCAAAUUCUUAUUCUCAACAAGAAGUCGAUCGCGAACUAUGAGCAGCAACUCUUCCAGCAGGAACUGGAGAAGUUCAGGCCUCAUCAGAACCGCCUUGUGCAAGCAUCACACAAGCAGGCUGCUCUUAUGAGGGAGCUUACAGUAACAUUCAACAAUCUCCUUCAGGACAAGCGAGUUCGUGCCGACCAAAGCCGAUACGAGUCGGUACAAAGAUCGCGCGCCUCCGUUAUCAACAAGUACAAACGUGCCUACCAAGAGUUCUUGGACCUUGAGGCGGGUCUGCAGAGUGCCAAGAACUGGUAUAAGGAUAUGCGACAAGAAGCCGAGAGCCUGGAAAAGAAUGUAGAGGCCUUUGUUAACAACCGUAGAGCGGAGGGCGCCCAGCUUCUCAACCAGAUCGAGCAGGACCGGGCUGCCAACAAGAGCUCCCACGCCGCGCUGGAACAAGAGCGGUUGAAGAACCUCAUGGAGCGCAUGUCCAUGGACCCAUCACCGACCUCCCCCAAGCCCUCAUCGGGAUCAGGAGGCCGACCUACACCCGCCCCCUUAUCCUUCGCUCCGGCAGCUGUCUCCAGCACCCCAUUGUCAGCCUACCAAAAAUCCAACUUUUCUACCCAGUAUCCCGCCUCGCCGCCGGCCACACAAAUCGCCCACAACCCCGGGGGCCAGCAACAGACCCCCUACCAACAAUACAACCCCAGCUCCCUCGGCCGCAUCCCCGGCCCCGCCUCCCCACCGCCCAACCAAACAAGCUUCAACAUCGGUCCCGGCCGCCACCCCGCCUCUCCGCCGCCGACGCAAACCUCAUUCGCCCAUUCUCGCCCUUACAGCCUGACGACGUACGGCAACCCCUCGGCAUUGAAUCCCCAGGGUGGGCAACCUGGCCAAACGCAGCAAUCGCAGCCAGGAGGCUACGUCCCUCCAGGCUUCGUUCCUCCCCCGCCGCCUCCAGGCCCCCCGCCGCUGGGACCGCAGCAGACGGUACACUACGGCGGAAACGAGUAUUAUGCGGGUGCCAUGGGUAAUCCGGGCAUUGGAAGGCCGGGGUCGGCGCAGCAGGGGCCGCAGGGGCCGCAGGGGCAGCAGGGGGGGUGGGGACAGCCGCCGCCGCAACAUCCGCAGUAUCAGCAGCAGGGAGGGGGAGGGGGUGAUCCUUGGGCUGGGUUGAGUGCUUGGAAGUGAGAGAGAGAAAUGGCUUGUGUAUAGGAAUUGGAUGAAUGGAUAGUGUAGGUACGCUUAAGAGCGGAAUGAAGAGUAUAAGAGCGUAUAGGGAGGGUUAUAGGGAUGGGGGAAGAAAGUAGCCGAGCUGAGCGGCAAGCAGUGGUCAUUGGUUAUUGGUUAUUAGCAGGAGGUUAGAAAGAAUUCAUUCACACAUCUUUUUUUCUUGUUUGUUAGUCGCAAGAGCGUAUCAAGGUGCUGAAAUGAAAUAAAUUGUGUUGAAGAUCAUUGUGUUGAAGAUCAUAAUUUUGAGAAGUUUGGGCGAC